AUGCGAAACGUUAACCAGUCAGCAAGUAUUUGGUCGAUGAUUCCUUGUAUCACUACGCAUAAAAGAAAACGAAUGUGUAUUAUAUUUUGUGCUAUCACCGUUAUCUUGCUCGUAUUGGUUACGGCUAUUGCAACACCUAUCGUUAUCAUCAUGAAAAAAAGAUAUUCAACAACAGAAAAAUCAACUGUUACUACAAUGGAAAAACGAAGUACAGCAAUAACAGAAAGAAAAACGACAAAAGGACAUUCAUCUUUUCCAAUUAAUUCAAAUACCAAAUGGAAACCAAAUCCAGUUAUUAUUAGCGCAGUAAAUGACUUAGAUCGAUUACAUAGCCCUAUUGGCAUCUAUAUUGAUGAUGAUAGUCGAUCAAUUUAUGUUGCAAGUUGGGGAGGAGUCGGGCAAUGGAAUAAAUCNAUAGCAGUUCUAUUCAUAAUGACAAUUGAUCCAAAACAAUCCACAGCAGCGUUUGCCCUGAUUCAUGAUUUUAGUGCUAUUCCAGGCGAAAAUGAAGUACUCUUUUCAAUGCAUAGUGUGUUUCGUAUUCAAGAUAUCAAACAGAUAAAGGGAAAUAUCAAACUCUUCGAAGUAAAAUUGAUACUUACGAGUGAUAAUGACAAAGAUUUACAUGCACUGACGGAACAAAUACGAAAGGAGAGUUUUUCAGACACAGAGGGAUGGUACAGAUUGGGUUUAGUAUUACUUAAAUUGGGUCAGAAUAACAAAGCUGAAGAGAUUUAUGAAAUGCUACUUGAUCAAACAACGAAGGAGAGUGAAAAGGCACGACUUUUUCAUCAACUAGGUUGGAUUAAAUACAACCAAGGAAAAUAUGAAGACGCAAUGAGAUUCCAUGAAAAAUCACUUGCCUUUAAAGAAAGCACGCUUUCUCCCGAAGAUCCUGGUUUGGCUUCAUCUUACAGCAACACUGGUGCGGUGUACUCCAAUAUAGGUGACUAUCCGAAAGCUCUUUCAUUUUAUGAAAUGGCGCUUGCAAUCAAACAACAAGCACUUCCUCCAAACCAUCCUGAUUUGGCUUCAUCUUACAGCAACAUCGGUUUGGUUCAUUCCAAGAUGGGUGACUAUCAAAAAGCUCUUGCAUAUUACGAAAAAGCCCUUUCAAUUCAACAACAAUCACUUCCACCAAAUCAUCAUGAUCUAGCUUCAUCGUACAACAACAUCGGUUUGGUUUAUUCCAAGAUGGGUGACUAUCAAAAAGCUCUUUCAUAUUACGAAAAAGCCCUUCCUAUUCAACAACAAUCACUGCCUCCACAUCAUCCUGAUUUGGCUAUGUCUUAUAACAACAUCGGUUUGGUUUAUUUCCAUAUAGGUGACUAUUCAAAAGCUCUUUCAUACUAUGAAAAAGCGCUUGACAUAAGUCAACAAUCACUUCCUUCAAACCAUCCUGAUUUGGCUUCAUCGUACAACAACGUCGGUUUGGUGUAUUCCAAGAUGGGUGACUACGAAAAAGCUCUUUCAUACUAUGAAAAAGCCCUUCUAAUUAAACAACAAUCACUUCCACCAAAUCAUCCUGAUUUGACUUCAUCUUACGCCAAUAUCGGUUUGGUGUAUGCCAACAUAGGUGACUAUUCAAAAGCACUUUUACAUUACGAGAAGGACGUUGAAAUAAGUCAACGGUCAUUUCCUCCAAAUCAUCCUAAUCUGGCUUCAUCUUACAACAACAUUGGUUUCGUGUAUUCCAAGAUGGGUGACUACGAAAAAGCUCUUUCAUACUAUGAAAAAGCCCUUGACAUAAGUCAACAAUCACUUCCUUCAAACCAUCCUGAUUUAGCUUCAUCCUACAACAAUGUCGGUUUGGUGUAUUUUCGCAUAGCUGACUAUGAAAAAGCUCUUUCAUACUAUGAAAAAGCCCUUACAAUCAAACAACAAUCACUUCCUCCAAAUCAUCCUAAUCUGGCUUCAUCUUACGCCAAUAUCGGUUUGGUGUAUGUCAACAUAGGUGACUAUUCAAAAGCACUUUUACAUUAUGAGAAGGACGUUGAAAUAAGUCAACAAUCACUUCCUCCAAAUCAUCCUAAUCUGGCUUCAUCUUACAACAGCAUCGCUUUCGUGUAUUCCAAGAUGGGUGACUACGAAAAAGCUCUUUCAUACUAUGAAAAAGCCCUUCUAAUUCAACAACAAUCACUUCCACCAAAUCAUCCUGAUCUAGCUUCAUCGUACAACAACAUCGGUGCAAUGUGCGAAAACACGAAGAACUAUUUAAAAGCCUGUUCAUUUUAUGAGCGUGCUGUACAAAUUGGAGAAAAGUCACUACCAGCAAAUCAUCCUGCUCUUCCACAACGAAGAAAAAAUCUCGAACGUGUGAAAAAUAAGUUAUAA
Adineta ricciae is the source of this 2334-nucleotide messenger RNA. The record is from the annotation of a GenBank genome assembly. Lineage: Eukaryota; Metazoa; Rotifera; Eurotatoria; Adinetida; Adinetidae.